Sebastes umbrosus (honeycomb rockfish) is the source of this 2040-nucleotide messenger RNA. RefSeq names its product tyrosylprotein sulfotransferase 1 (gene tpst1). Lineage: Eukaryota; Metazoa; Chordata; Actinopteri; Perciformes; Sebastidae. The record is from RefSeq and is a predicted model, not a curated record. The coding region runs from base 411 to 1553 and encodes 380 amino acids. The transcript is spliced from 6 exons. Gene Ontology annotation, cellular component: Golgi apparatus. Gene Ontology annotation, molecular function: protein-tyrosine sulfotransferase activity. Gene Ontology annotation, biological process: peptidyl-tyrosine sulfation.
ACCAGCAGAGAUCAGUUCAGCAGCAGCAGCAGUCUGGUUGGUAUCACCUCUAUCAGUCUACCAGCAGCAACAAGCCUGUCCGACCGACACGGUCUGUGAACACACACUAACAAAAUGCCCGGGCAGUGAGCGGAGAGGACAGGCAGGACUGUCCGGAUAUCUUCGCUGGAUACUGUGGAGGUUUUCUGGCCGACAGACCCGAGUCUCCUGCGUCGUCUCCGCAGCAUUAGGCCUCAUGGAGCUGGGGACUCAACGCCUGCUGUGCACCAGGGAGCUCGAUCCAUGCCCGGUUCCCAGCAAACAACCAUAAAGGGUGGGAACCUUGAUUACCCUUAAGUUCUUUUUUCCCCAUCCCUCCCCCUACAUUGCCCCUGUGGUGAUAUUGUCCUCUCCCCCCUGUGGUCUGCAACAUGAUUGGCAAGCUGAAACAGAACUUGCUGGUGGCCUGUCUGGUCAUCAGCUCGGUCACGGUCUUCUACCUUGGCCGCCACGCCAUGGAGUGCCACCAUCGCAUCGAAGAGCGCAUGCAGCCGGGCGGGAUACUGCCUCUGUCAGCGCUGGGAGGCAGCAUGCGGACUACCUUACGGACAGGCCAGAAUCUCAGCACGCCUUUUAUUUACAACAAAGACAUGCCGCUCAUCUUCAUCGGUGGAGUGCCCCGCAGUGGGACCACGCUAAUGCGUGCCAUGCUGGACGCCCACCCUGAGGUACGCUGUGGCGAAGAAACCCGCGUCAUCCCUCGUAUCCUGGCCAUGAAGCAGAUGUGGAGCCGUUCGGGCCGGGAGAAGAUGCGCCUGGACGAGGCCGGUGUGACAGAUGAGGUGCUGGACGCCGCCAUGCAGGCCUUCCUGUUGGAAAUAAUUGUCAAACAUGGAGAGCCCGCCAACUUUCUCUGCAACAAGGACCCUUUUGCUUUGAAGUCGCUUUCCUACCUGGCCAAAAUCUUUCCCCGUGCCAAGUUUUUACUCAUGAUUCGUGAUGGCCGGGCUUCGGUCCACUCGAUGAUCUCACGGAAGGUGACUAUCGCCGGCUUUGACCUGGGCAGCUACCGGGACUGCCUGACCAAGUGGAAUCGGGCCAUAGAGACCAUGUACACUCAGUGCCUGGAGGCGGCGGACAAAUGCCUACCUGUGCACUACGAACAGUUGGUCCUUCAUCCUGAGAAAUGGAUGAAGACACUGCUGAAAUUCCUUGACGUUCCUUGGAAUGACGCCGUCCUCCACCAUGAGGAGCUCAUUGGGAAAGCAGGAGGAGUGUCCCUCUCCAAGGUGGAGAGGUCCACAGACCAGGUCAUCAAGCCUGUCAACGUGGAGGCCUUGUCCAAGUGGGUUGGGAAGAUCCCAGCUGAUGUCGUAAGGGACAUGGCUGUCAUCGCCCCCAUGCUGUCCAGACUGGGCUACGACCCCCAUGCCAACCCUCCCAACUAUGGCCGGCCUGACCCCAAAGUCCUGGACAACACCAGAAGGGUCUUUAAAGGUGAAUUUCAGCUACCAGAUUUCCUAAAAGAACAAUCACAGAUUCAGAAGUCUGCAGAGAGACCCAACCCCAGUUAGGAGCAGCGGGGGGGCCGUAACCACAGCACACAGGAGCAGAGGUGAAGUGGAACAGAAAAUCACAUACAUCGUCUAACCCAUCUCACCGUCUGUGUUGGGCCUCGGCACGUUUCAAAGGUCACAUGACCACAGCAGGACCGUCUCCUCACCCGAGUCUACGGAGAACUCUUGGCCUUCGAUGUUGUACUGUACAAAAACGAAUACUAAUACUUCUCACAACCACAGAAUGUCUGCUGAUUGUUAUUUUUCGUGUCACAUCACGCUCAUCGAUUUUUAGAAAUGAUUUCUGGCUAUUUAGAAAAAAACUCUGUGAUUCUGUUGUAAGAAACUGCAGUGAACUGAAAUCGCAAGAAGCAUUUAUGAAUGGAAAAUUAGCUUUUGGAAGAUGCAAUACCUAUUUUAAUGUUACUUUUUUUUCAUGCCUUUGUAUUGUGCAAUGUCAUGGGUACUGAUCAGUAUCAACGUGAUAAACAUUGUUUUUUUAAAA